AUGGAAGCAUAGUUUGCAGAUUCCUCUGCAAAGCUUACUGAGAAAGUGAAAAUGCAGUGCAUAUAUAAAAAAAAAAAAAAAAAAGCUGUGAUAAUCCAGACAUCCUGGAUGAGACUUAAUGUAACUCUUAGAGAAAAUACAGCUGUCUUGAAUCCAACCUAUGGCAUACAGACCAAAGACAAAUACAAUAGAAUUUAUUUUAAAAAAAUGCUCUUCAUCAAGAGCACUUUGGAAGGUGAUGGUCUCCAUAUAAGCAACAUUUUCUCCAUUGUGACUAACCCAGAUGGAAUUUUGAGAAAGGUAAUAGAAAUUACUCAUUCAACAGAUGCUUUUGAAGUGUCUGAGAAACAAAAUAAUCCCAUGUUUACCAAGCCAGGAGGAAAUGUUGCUUUUACUUGCCCAGAUAAAAUUGGAGAUUCAGUGAAGAGAGCGAUGUGGGAAAGGAUUAAAGCAGAUUGGGUAGAUUUUGUCAUUCUGUGCAACUCGUCAGGAAAGCAAAGCUUUGGUUUAGGUUUCAAAGAAUGUACACCACUGGAUUGCUCUGAUCAGGAAAUCUCCAGGAUUGUCUUUCAAAACAUUACAGCCUCUGACUUUGCGAUGUACUUUGGUGUAGCAGCUGGGAGAAACAAAGACUAUAUGAUGAAUUUUACUAUGGCUGCUGUUGCUGAGAGGAGCUCAAGAACUUUUGAAGAGCAGGAAUCUUCGGUGAAAGGCUGUAUUAAGAGCACAGGAUUAUUUUCAGAAGAGGUAGCAGUCCAGAAACUGCUGAUUCUGAGAGGUGCAGCUUGGGGUCACAAAUGGCUUAUUACCUAUCUAGCUGAAAGGAUUUCUGCUGCUGUUUUGGUGUUAGAGUUCCUACUGAUCUUCUGCAUCACCACUGUUUAUCACAAAAAAAAGAAGAGGAGGGUCACAGACGCUUUAUCAAAAGUUUGUACUCUACUCAGAUCUGGUGUAGCAGUCUGUGUUUUGGAACAGUGA
Serinus canaria (Common canary) is the source of this 978-nucleotide messenger RNA. It is a transcript of the gene CD226, whose product is annotated as CD226 molecule. Gene Ontology annotation, biological process: positive regulation of natural killer cell cytokine production; cytokine production; positive regulation of type II interferon production. Lineage: Eukaryota; Metazoa; Chordata; Aves; Passeriformes; Fringillidae. The record is from RefSeq and is a predicted model, not a curated record. Gene Ontology annotation, cellular component: external side of plasma membrane.